AUGGCAUCACAAAGUAGCGACGAUAAAAUCAACACAUUCUUAAACAUCGAAACUGUAAAUGAUGAUUUUUUCAAUGAAAUUGUCGAGCGUAAAAUGAAAAUAACGCGUGAUAAAUUUAAAAUUCGGCUUGUGUUUAUUAUGCCAGCGACGGGAAAGAAUGAAAAUUAUGUGUCUGUUGUUUAUCGUGCGAAAAUUAGCGUUGAACUACUUGAGACAAAUGAGAAAGUAUUCGUCAAUGCGAUUAUUAAGGCAUUAAUCACAACAAUUCCUGAAUUAAAAGAAUUUGGGGUCUUUCCAAGGGAGCGAUACAUGUUUGAGGAAAUAAUUGAAAGCUUUGAAGACAUUUGGCGGGAUGUUGGUGGAGAAACUGUAAUUUUUGGACCAGGAUGUCUUGCAAUUCAUUCAGAUCCUUAUGAAAUUAUUGUUCUUGAUGAUUUAAAAGCUGAGGGCUUUGAAGUUUUGGAUAGAAAAGUCGGUGUCAAUUUGGACCAAGCAAAGGCAGUUAUGAAGACACUGGCAAAGUUUCAUGCAGCUGGUGCUGUGAGGUAUCAAAAGGACGGAAUGAUCAAAUCCAUCCUUGAUCGCAACUUGUCAGUUCCAAGGUUCCCUAAAGACGGUCCACUCGGAAAAGCAUGCAAAAAAUUCUUUGACGCAUUUUUUGAUGGAGUUAAAGACCUCAAUGUGUCUGAUUCAUGUGUUGGUAAAAUUGCAAGAUGGGAUCCAACUGAGUUACUUGAUGCCAGUUUCAGAGGAUGUAUACCAAUGAAGUCUGGAUUCACAGUUCUUAAUCAUGGUGACGACUGGAUUAACAACAUGAUGUUCAAGUUAGAUGAAGAUGGAAAUACGGUCGAUUUUCGAUUACUUGACUUUCAGAUGUCAUUUUGGGGAAGUCCAGUUGCUGAUUUGUUCUACUUUUUGAUGUCAUCUGUUAAGGAUGAUGUUAAGGUGGCUCAUUUUGAUGAGAUUAUUGCAUAUUACCAUGAACAGUUGGUUGAGGCACUUGAGAAAUUGAAAUAUGACAAGCAUAUACCAACAUUAGAGGAAUUGAAGGAGGAAAUGAUGGAAAAGAAGGAAUUAGGUAUGAAAUUGUCAAACUUACAUCAUCAUUUGUUAAUUUUAUUCUUUUAA
Chironomus riparius is the source of this 1128-nucleotide messenger RNA. The record is from the annotation of a GenBank genome assembly. NCBI's taxonomy places the organism in Eukaryota, Metazoa, Arthropoda, Insecta, Diptera, Chironomidae.